This is a messenger RNA of Vicia villosa (hairy vetch), 5494 nucleotides long. RefSeq names its product disease resistance protein RUN1-like. The coding region runs from base 620 to 5320 and encodes 1566 amino acids. The record is from RefSeq and is a predicted model, not a curated record. Gene Ontology annotation, biological process: signal transduction; defense response. The transcript has 7 exons. Gene Ontology annotation, molecular function: ADP binding; ATP hydrolysis activity. NCBI's taxonomy places the organism in Eukaryota, Viridiplantae, Streptophyta, Magnoliopsida, Fabales, Fabaceae.
AAAAUCUCUAGCUAUAUUUCCCUCAUUUAAAUCGAAGCGAUCCCAAGAGCAACGGUGCACUUGGAGAUGGAGACUGCUCGCGCCAUAAGAGACUAUAUUUCCCAGCUACCAUCAGUGGCAGUAGUUACCAAAAUGCCUGCCAGAGGGUUGUAUCUAUUGGAUGAAUUUCUCAUUCUUACCUCAUAUCAUCACACUACUCCAUAUAAACUCCAAUAUUAUAUAACGAUAGUGUUCAAACUCCAAUAUCAUAUACUACUGAUAAUGUUCACAGAGACAUUACUUCAAACAUGUGGGGAUAUUGUGGAAGACUACAAGCUUCCCCCAAUUUUCAAUUUCUAGGGUUCAAUCUUGUUAAUAUUCACACCACCUCAUCAUCUUCUCCAACAAGCUACUACAAGAAACAGUCGCAGAUAAGGCCUCUUUUGUCAAUUCCAAAAUUAGUCAAUCAUUAUAAUUUUCUACUUUAUUUGCAGGUUGUCAAGUGUAUGCAACAUUCUAUAGUUUAUUGGGAUGACUUUUGACUCAAUCAUUUCAUUUCAGUUGAUUUCUUCUUCUUUUUGUUUGAUCAAUUUCAGAUUCAUCUCUCACACUUUGCCCAAUUUUCAUCAAAAUCCAAUCCAUGUCUUGCUUCUCUUCCUGCUUUUAUAGCCGCCGCAAAUUCCAACCUGCAUCUUCUACUACUGAUGAUACUGAUACUACUAAUCCAACAAGGAAGAGGAAUAGUGUAUAUUUGAGUUUCCAUGCCAUAGAUUAUUGUAGCUCUUUUGUUUCAAGUCUCCAUACGGCUCUUGCUUCAGAUUCUGAAAUUCUCUUUUGCGCGGACUAUGACAGGCUUACAACUACAUAUCAAGAAAAACCAUUAUCAGAGUCUUCACUGAAUAUAAUUGGAGAGUGCGAAAUAGCAAUAGUCAUGUUUUCAAAGAGUUAUACUAACUCAAGGUUGUGUCUUCAAGAAUUGGAAGAGAUAACCAAAUAUUGUCGUACCACACCUGGUCUUAUUAUUCUGCCUUUUCUCGUAAACAUGGAAGAAGGUAUGUAUGGAAGGGCGUUUCAUGAUUUUUUGGAUAGAGUAUGGAUAGAGGAAAUCUCCAAAGAGGAAGACAAGUUCAUGAGUUGGCUAGCAGCGUUCAAUAAAGCUACCAAACACUCUACUAGAUUACUAUAUUUCAAAGAAAGUUUCAAAGAAAGUUUCCAAGAAAGUUUCAGGAAUGAAAGUGAAUAUAUUAAGGAGGUAGUUGAACAUGUUACUGCUGUGCUAAACAAGAGAGACGUGUCCAGUUUUUUUUAUGGAGAGAGAAUAAAUUCUUGCACACAAGAUGUGAUUCAACUAUUGAAACAAUCAAAUCAUCCUCUCCUACUAGGGAUAUGGGGGAUGGAAGGGAUUGGUAAAACGACCAUUGCCCGAACUAUUUAUGAUCUGAUUGGUCCUUAUUUUGAGCACAAGAUCUUUGUCAAAGAUAUCAGGGGAGUUUGGGAACAAAGGAAUGGUUAUUAUUUUUUGCAAAAGAAAAUUUCUGCUAUGGACAGAUUAUUAGAAACAAAGAUAAAAAUAUCUAUUACAAUGGAAUCAGGAAAAGUGUCUAUAAAAGAAAAGCUUCAACAUAAAAGGGUACUUAUUAUACUCGAUGGUGUUUAUAAAUUGGAGCAGCUAAAUGUUGUGUCUGGAAGUCGUGAAUGGUUUGGUCCAGGUAGCAAAAUAAUCAUCACGACAAGAGAUAGGCAUCUACUUAAGGAGCACGGAGUUGACCAUAUAUACAAAGUGAAAGAAUUGGACGAAAGUGAAUCGUUUGAGCUUUUUAAUUUAAAUGCAUUCAGAGAAACAACAACUCCUCGAGGGGAUUUUGGAGAACUUUGCAGACAGGUAGUUGCCUAUUCUGGGGGAUUGCCUCCUGCUCUUGAAGAGCUUGGGUCCUUUUUGAAUGGAAAGGGAGUACAUGAGUGGAAGGGUGUGUUGAGGAGUCUCGAAAGACUUUCCAUUCCAGUUCCACAACUACUAAAAGCUCUUGAAAAGAGUUUUAAUGAUUUGAGUGAUGAAGAGAAACAAAUAUUCUUUGAUAUAGCAUGUUUCUUUAAUGGGAUGGACCAAAAUGAUGUGCUCCAAACAUUAUCCAAGUCAACACAAUAUGCAACUCUUCAAAUAAGCCUCCUUGAAGACAAAAGCCUUGUAACCAUUGACGAGAAUAACAAGCUUCAAAUGCAUGUUAUGCUACAAGCCAUGGCAAGAGAUGUCAUUAAGAGGAAAUCUAGAAAUGUGCCUGAUCAGCAAAAGAGGUACGACGUGUUCUUGAGUUUUAGAGGGAACGACAGUCGUGUGAAAUUCAUUUCACAUCUGCAUUCCUCUCUCCAAAAUGCGGGGAUUCAUGUUUUCAAAGACGAUGAUGAGAUUCAACGAGGAGAUCAGAUCUCAACAUCACUGUUGCGAGGAAUUGGAAGGUCUAGAAUAUCUAUAGUUGUUUUGUCUGAAAAUUAUGCUAAUUCAAGAUGGUGUAUGGUAGAGUUGGAGAAGAUCAUGGAAAUUGGCAAAAGCAAGGGUCUGGUGGUUGUGCCAGUGUUCUAUGAGGUGGAUCCCUCAGAUGUACGUCAUCAAGAAGGUCAGUUUGGGAAAGGUUUUGAUGAUCUUAUAUCAACAAUCUCAUUGGAUGAAUCCACAAAGAGUAAUUGGAGAAGAGAACUCUUUGAUAUUUGUGGCAUAGCAGGGUUUGUCCUCCUUGAUUCCAGGAAUGAAAGUGCUGAUGUCAAGAAUAUUGUUAGACAUGUUACUCAUUUGCUAGAUAGGACACAAUUAUUCGUUGCUGAACAUCCAGUGGGAGUAGAAUCUCGGGUGCAAGCUGCAACUAAGCUAUUAAACAUUGAAAAAUCAGAAGAUGUUUUACUUCUAGGGAUAUGGGGAAUGGGGGGUAUGGGCAAAACAACCAUUGCCAAAGCAAUUUUUAAUGAAAUUGGGAGCAAAUUUGAGGGAAGGAGCUUCCUUCUGAAUAUAAGGGAAUUUUGGGAGACAAAUACUGAUAGAGUUUCACUACAGCAACAGGUGCUUUGUGAUGUUUACAAAACAACAACAUUCAAGAUAAGUGACAUCGAGUCAGGGAAAAAUAUGUUAAAGCAAAGACUCUCCCAGAAUAGGGUGCUUUUUGUGCUUGAUGAUGUAAAUGAAUUGGACCAAAUAAAGGCUUUGUGUGGAAGCCACAAAUGGUUUGGUCCGGGGAGUAGAAUAAUCAUCACUACAAGAGACUUGCAUCUUCUUAAUUUGUGUAGAGUUGAUAAUGUGUAUAAAUUAGAAGAAAUGGGCGAAAGUGAAUCUCUUGAGCUUUUCAGUUGGCAUGCAUUCAAGCAACCAAGUCCAGCAGAGGAUUUUGCUACACAUUCAACAAAUGUGAUUGCUUAUUCUGGGAGAUUGCCACUGGCACUUGAAGUUCUUGGAUCCUAUUUGUCUGACUGUGAAAUAACAGAGUGGCAGAAAGUUUUGGAGAAACUCAAAUGUAUUCCACAUGAUCAAGUACAGAAGAAGCUAAAAAUAAGCUUCGAUGGUUUAAAAGAUGUUACAGAGAAACAAAUAUUCCUUGAUGUAGCCUGUUUCUUUAUUGGGAUGGAUAAAAAUGAUGUAAUACAAAUAUUAAAUGGGUGUGGGUUUUUUGCUGAUAUUGGAAUCAAAGUCCUUGUAGAGCGAAGCCUUGUAACUGUUGACAAUAGGAACAAGCUUAGAACGCAUGAUUUGUUGAGAGACAUGGGAAGACAAAUAAUAUAUGAGGAAUCGCCAUUUGAUCCUGAGGACCGUAGUAGGGUGUGGCGCCGUAAUGAAGUGUUUGAUAUAUUAUUAAAGCAGAAGGGAACAAAAGCUUUCAAGGGACUGGCUUUAGAGUUUCCAAAACAAGAUAUAGUUUGUCUGAAUACCAAAGCAUUUGAGAAGAUGAAUAAACUCAGAUUGCUUCAACUUGCUGGGGUGCAGCUUAAUGGAGAUUUUAAAUAUCUUUCAGGAGAACUUAGGUGGUUGUGCUGGCGUGGAUUUCCAUCAACUUACACUCCUGCAGAAUUUCAACAAGGAAGUCUAGUUGUCAUCAAAUUAAAACAUAGCAAUCUCAAACAGAUAUGGAAAGAGAGCCUGAUGCUAGAGAAUCUAAAAAUUCUUAAUCUUAGUCAUUCUCAUGAUUUGACUGAAACCCCAGACUUUUCAUACUUGCCUAAUCUUGAAAAGCUAGUACUCAAAGACUGUCCAAGGUUGUCUAUGGUCUCCCAUAGCAUUGGAUCUCUCCAGAAACUUCUUCUGAUAAAUUUGACAGAUUGCACAGGUCUUCGAAAACUUCCGAGAAGCAUCUAUAAAUUAAAAUCUCUCGAAACUUUGAUUCUUUCAGGAUGUUCCAUGAUUGACGAAUUGGAGGAGGACUUGGAACAAAUGGAAUCAUUGACAACCUUGAUCGCAGAUAAGACUGCUAUAACAAAAGUGCCCUUUUCAAUAGUAAGAUCCAAAAGCAUUGGAUUUAUUUCUUUAUGCGGCUUUGAAGGAUUUUCCCGUGAUGUAUUUCCUUCACUUAUUUGGUCUUGGAUCUCACCAACAAACAAUGUGCUAUCCCUAGGUCAAACAUCAGCAUCCAUGUCAUCUCUUAGAAGUCUUAGUUUGGAGUGUGGCUCAGAUCUAGAACUAACUCAAGUUGUAGCAAGAAUUUUGGAUGUAUUAAAAGGCAAAGAUUGUCUGAAAUUAGAACCAAGUGUAACUACAUCAGAGAUCUCUGAUAUGUAUGAUUCUCCUUCAACCGAUGAUUCCCUUGCUCUAGUUGGCAUUUCGGGGUCAAAGAGUUACUUGAAAUCUCUCUUAAUACAAAUGGGAAUGAAAUGCCAAGUCUCCAAUAUUACCGAAGACAUUCUUUUACAGACUGCAGAUGGGUUUUCGGAUUCGCUUUUUCUCCCCGGUGACCAUAAUUCCGAAUGGUUAACCUUCAGUUGCAAAGGUUGUUCUAUAAAAUUUGAUCUCCCAAAAAUGAAGGGGCGUAACUUGAAGAGUGUGAUGUUGUUCAUCGUAUAUCGUACUUCAUCAGACAACAUGACAUCAGAAGGUUGCCUAGGUGUGUUGAUCAUAAACCACACAAAAACAACCAUUCAGGCUUAUAAAAGAGAGACACUAACCUCCUUUGAAGAUGAGGACUGGCAGAGCAUAACAUCAAAUCUAGAACCCGGUAACAAAGUGGAGGUUAUGAUUGUUUUUGCGGAUGGAUUUAUUGUAGAAAAGACAACAGUAUCUCUCUUGUAUGAUGAAUCAAUCAACAAAGAAAUGGAGCACCACAAUACCAGAGAUAGGGAGGAUGUUAUUGUUGUUGAGAAUAGAACAUAAUUCAGGUCAGUGCAACAAGUAGCUAAAAUACAGUUUUAUGUCAACAUGAUUUGAGGUGUUGAUAUUGUAAUUUCUCAAUGGUUACAUCAAAUGAGAAUGAGGGUUUAGUACUUUCAAAUUGAUGAAAAUUGAUUUAUAUUUUUCAAUGAUCAACAUAAUAUUUUUUUAGUAGGC